Molecule: messenger RNA, 1361 nt
Organism: Chelonus insularis
Lineage: Eukaryota; Metazoa; Arthropoda; Insecta; Hymenoptera; Braconidae
Product: lethal (2) k09848
Exons: 7
Coding region: 127-1278 (383 amino acids)
Biological process (GO): ribosomal large subunit biogenesis
Cellular component (GO): preribosome, large subunit precursor; nucleolus
Molecular function (GO): protein binding
Source: RefSeq, a predicted model, not a curated record
UCUCACAUGGUUCUGGUCGUGUUGCCAAACAACAUGCUUUAUUCAUAAAAACUGUUUGACUAAUAAUUAUCAAUAUUUGAUAGAAAAAAAAAAAAUAUAGCAAUAUAUUUAAGAAUAAAUACAGCUAUGAAGGAAUUUACAAAAGAUUUUGAUAUAUUCGUCGGUGGCAAGUCUGGAGUCUUUAAAGGUGUAAAAUUUGAUAAAAAGACAUGCAUCACAAAAAAUAUACAGAAUUUAGUUUCGAUUACAAAAGACGAUGAAAUCACAACAAUGUCUUGGGCUGAUGAAGAUGAAAGAGAAAUACUCAUAGGAUGUGGUUCCAAUGAAGUUAGAAGUGUAAAGAUCUACGAUAGCGAGAGCGGUACAUUCACUAGCACUUUCCGAUGUGACAUCGGCACAGGAAAAAUAAAUGGAAUUUCUCGUUAUAAUGAUGCUAUUUUAACUGCAGUUGAAUCUGGUCAUGUAAAACUUUGGAGAUAUGGAAAAAAAGAUGAGUUGGUGAUAGAAGCUGGAGAAAAUUUACACAAAAUGAAACACUCUAGUGUUAAUAAAAAUAUAAUAGCAACAGGUGGUAAAGAACAUAAACUUCAAUUGUUUGAUUUAGAGAAAAAAAUAAGAAUUUUUGAAGAAAAAAAUGUUCGAAAUGAUUGGUUAGAGUUACGAGUUCCACAAUGGGUAUCUGACAUAGGCUUUUUACCACAUUCACAAAAAAUUGCAACUUGUAGUAGAUACGGAUAUAUCCGUUUAUAUGAUCCAGCUUUACAAAGACGACCAGUUAUAAAUAUAGAAAUUAAAGACCAAGCUUUAACAACGUUAGCAAUUGCUCCCAAGGAGAAGCAUAUCGUUGUGGGCUCAGGAAAAGGAAUAAUGAAUUUAGUUGACUUACGUAAACCUGGAAAAAUUUUAAACACGUAUAAAGGAUUUGUAGGAGGAAUUACUGCUAUAGCAUGUAGUAAAGAUAACCCCUAUAUCGUCAGUGUUGGAUUGGACAGAUUCCUUCGAGUGCAUGACUUGAAUACUAAAAAAUUAUUGCAAAAGAAUUAUUUAACUUCGAGAUUAAGUUGCUUAGUUUUACGUUCUGAUUUCGCAUUAAGUACAGAAAAGGAUUCAGUAACCAUUAAAGAAGAAAACGAGGUAGAGGUUGUAAAUGGAAGUAAUGGUCAAAGUAUUCAGGAUAUACAGGAAGAUAUAAAUACUGAUGAAGAAUACGAUGCUAUGUUUAAUGAAAUGCAAGCUAUUGGCUAUUCUAAAUCUAGAAAAAAGAAAAAAAAUGUUUGAUAAUUGUAAAUAAAUUUAAACGAUAAAAUGAAAUGUGUUGCUAUUGUUAAUUAUACAAUAUUUUACUAUUUUUGUAAAGAAAA